Molecule: messenger RNA, 3160 nt
Organism: Ricinus communis (castor bean)
Lineage: Eukaryota; Viridiplantae; Streptophyta; Magnoliopsida; Malpighiales; Euphorbiaceae
Product: BEL1-like homeodomain protein 11
Exons: 5
Coding region: 1416-2825 (469 amino acids)
Biological process (GO): regulation of transcription by RNA polymerase II
Molecular function (GO): DNA-binding transcription factor activity, RNA polymerase II-specific; RNA polymerase II cis-regulatory region sequence-specific DNA binding
Source: RefSeq, a predicted model, not a curated record
UUUUGAGAUUGAAAGAAAGAAUCCAUUUUUAUUUAUUUUCUAGUAAUUCUUGAAAGAUUGUGAUAUUCAGUGUCCUUUCAACAUCUAUAUUGUAUGAUUACAACACCUAACAGGAAAAAGUUAGAUAUUCCCAUAUGGUUUACAGUCUCAGAAACAGACAAUCUUAAAACUGGGAGUGUGCAAAAGAUAGCCCACUUUUUAUCUUCCUUUUGUUACAGCAACCCAAUGAACAGAGAAAUUUAACAUAUUAAGAUUUAAGAGAGAGAAAAAUAUAGUUUCACUGUAUUGAGCUGAAAGUACUUUUGAGUCUCCCAAAGAAAUGUAACUGCACGAACUAAAGCUGAAGGAUUGAUGCUUUUGCUUCUUGUUUUUAUAUUCAGGGAAGUCUGGAGGGGACCAUCUUUUGCUGUCACUUUCUGCAUCUUUACUUGUUCAAUUACCUUCUUUCUUUGAAUAACUAGCAGAGGGCUAUGUUUUAGGCAUUAUAGCUUUUGGCUGCUUAAUCUUAGACCUGCUAUGUUCAUACUUCAAGAGAUAAAGAAAAUUUAACCAAAAAAAACAAGAGAGAGGGUCUCCUUUUUCUCUUUAAAUUAUUAUAAUAUAUGCAGAGUUGUGCAGCUAUCACAGAUUGGUGGGUUUGCUUUCUUUUUUUUGUUCAUGUACAAAAGUUAAUCUUUUCCAUUGUAGUCUUUAGCGGGUCUCUUGAACUUUGUUACUUCAGUCAGGGCUGUGGAGUUGAGGGCAAAGACUAAUUAAGAUAUUUUGGUUUGUCUUGUAUUCUGUUCUCCUGGUCUUGUACUUUUACCUCCUUUUUUAUGCUUUUUUUUUUUUUUCAAACUGGAACUCUUCGUUUUCACCUCUCUUUGUCUCUCUCUUGCUUUUAUUUUAUCAUCAUUUCUUUAAUAAAUCUGUUCUGCUCUCGGUUCUUCUAGUUUUAAUUAUGUUAUUUAGCUUCGGUGAACUGAGUUUCAUUUUGUUGGAGCAAUCGCCCGAUUUUUUUAACCACAAGCUACUUCCUUUGAAUUUGCGAAUUACUUUUUCAUCGAUUAUUACUUCUAAUUCAUGCCUAAUAAUGCAGCAUUCUUUCUGGAUCUUUGAUCUCAUACUUAAGUUAGGAAAGAAUUCCUCGUAUGUUCAGUAAGUUAUACAUUCAAGUGACUUUCUGGUUAAUGAUCCAGCAACUUGUCUUUGUACCUACACUAGUAUAGUUAUAAUUAUUAAAAAAUGACAGCCCAUGUUUUAGUUUGUUCAAUGCUCCAUGCAUUUUCUUGGAAACCCAGUACCUUUGAAUUCUGUUGUUUUCUCUGCUCUAGGAUAUACAAUUGUUACUGUAUUGAAGUUUUAGUUUUAUAAUAUUCCUAAUAUUAGACCAGAGAUCAACUAUAAAUUUCGAGCUUCUUAUUUUACUGGUUACAAUGGUUUCACAAGAUUCACCCCCAAAUCCAGCUUCUAGUAUGGUACAACAAUUCUUCAUCUCAGAUUCUAUUACCAGUCAAAACCAAUUUGAAAACCAGAAUUUCAAUACGUAUGGUUCAGAUUUGAGAGGCAGCAAUAUAUUCCAUCAGUCUCUUGGGGUAUUACCUAGCGUACAGUCUCUUGGGGAAAGAAUGUCUAGGUCAAUAGACCUUGUUCGAGCUCAUUCAAUAGUAUCACAAGAAUCUGAGAUUAGCCACACUAGACAUUUAAUGGAUCUUCUUGGAACUGCAAAUGCAGCCAAUCAACAAGCUCAGGGACUGUCAUUAUCUCUUGGCUGUCACAUGCUUGCCCCUCAAGUCCAGUACAGGCAGAGGCCUGUUAAUUCAGAUCUCUUCAGUUCUAGUUAUUUGAUUCAUGGAGAGGAGGCAAGGAAAGCUUGUAAUCCAGGAAUUGAACAAGUAAAUGAUGAACAUCCUUUUUCUGGUUAUGCAUUUGCUUCGUCGUCAACCUCACUAAGUAGAUCUUCUUGCACUUCCUAUGGAACAGAAUCUUUUGCCAUUGCUAUAAAGAACUCAAGAUAUUUAAAGCCUGCUCAGAUGCUCUUAGAAGAAAUUGUUACAGUUAGUGGGAAGGCAACUGAAAUUAACAAUGAAAAGUAUGUGGGGAAGUUAUUUCCUGGUGGCACAAGAGGAGCUUUUGGACUUUCUUCUGAGUUAAAAGCAGAAUGGUGCUCUAAUGGGCUCCUACCAGCUGAUAGACAUCAUCUCCAGGUUAAAAUUACAAAGCUUAUAGCAUUGCUGGAGGAGAUUGAGGGACGAUACGAGAAAUACUACCAUCAAUUGGAAGAAGUAGUAUCAUCAUUUGAGGAGAUAGCAGGUUUAGGAGCAGCCAAAUCUUAUACUGCUCUAGCACUCCAGGCCAUGUCAAGGCACUUUUGCAACCUGAGAGAUGCUAUAGUAUCUCAAAUCAAUGCAACAAGAAAAAAAAUAUCACAAGAUUUACCAAAAAUCAGCACAGGAUUAUCGCGACUUAGCCUGUUCGAUAGAGAGACGGCGCAUAAUCGAGUUUCUCUUCAACAGCUUGGAAUGAUCCAAAGCCAAAGGCAAGCGUGGAGACCCAUCAGGGGCUUGCCAGAGACUUCUGUGACCAUCCUGCGCUCUUGGCUUUUCGAACACUUUUUGCACCCGUAUCCAAAUGAUUCUGAGAAGCUAAUGCUGGCAUCACAAACUGGCUUGACUAAGAAUCAAGUUUCAAAUUGGUUUAUAAACGCCCGAGUGCGGCUAUGGAAGCCUAUGAUAGAAGAAAUGUACAAAGAGGAGUUUGCAGCAGAUUCAUCUGAAGACUCAAAUCCAUUGUUAGGUAGCAGUUCCGUGACAAGACAAGGUACUGCUGAUAAUUCAGAGGAUUGAACAAGUGAUGGGAUAAUAUCUGUAGCUGAAGCAUCAUCCUCAAGAUUUAACUAAAUUACCAAGCUCAGGUUUCUUAUCCUGCAUUCUUAUGGCCAAAUGGUGCUCAUGCCAAGAAUGAGCAUUGAUAUUAAAGCACACAUUUCAUGGUCUUCAAUCUUCCAUCUUUUAAAUCCUCAGGUUUGGCUAUAGAGUUGGUUUUCAACCUUGCAUUUCUCCAGGCGUGGAACUUAAGUUAUCAAGAGGGAUGAUGCUUUAAUCCUUUACCUUUUAAUUUACUUUUGUGAUACACAUUAUGCUUACACUUUUCACUUCAUAACAAAUUUUGUUUCAUUGCA